Molecule: messenger RNA, 558 nt
Organism: Clonostachys solani
Lineage: Eukaryota; Fungi; Ascomycota; Sordariomycetes; Hypocreales; Bionectriaceae
Source: the annotation of a GenBank genome assembly
AUGCUUGUCAUUCCAUCGUCGGGCCCCACGACGGACCCCAGCUACCCGGGCAAAAUCCCCACAGAACUGGCGGUGCAGGCAGCCAAAGAGGACGGGGGCGGCUGUGGCCACUUGCUGUUUCUGGCUGUAGCCCACGUCGUCGCCGUCCCCCGUAUCGCCAACUGCCUCAGCCAGCUCACCUCGCAUGAUUUCUACCCAACCAGCCCUCCCACGAGACCAUCACCACGCAGUCACCACUUGACUGCUGCGAGCGGGGUCGAGCUGCUUGGCGGGGUCGAGUCGGUUUGGCUAGCCGCCGUACCCGGACAUACUCACACCAAUCACCAGUCAACACACCAGCAGUCGGUGACAGGCGAGGACCAAACUCAUCUUGUGAAGGGCCAAAAAUACACCUGCCUUCUCCACAAUUGCCGAAUUGCCCAUCUGGCGUGCGCCCAUGUCCCGUUCCUUAUCGGGUCCUCCAUCUCCGCGCUUGCUUGCAGCUCGAGCUCAGACAAACAGACGGGAGGCCCAUGUGGGCUCGGCAAGCCCUCGACUGCCGAGCCAAAUGCUAAAUGA